Malaclemys terrapin pileata is the source of this 4401-nucleotide messenger RNA. RefSeq names its product cAMP regulated phosphoprotein 19 (gene ARPP19). The transcript has 3 exons. NCBI's taxonomy places the organism in Eukaryota, Metazoa, Chordata, Testudines, Emydidae. Gene Ontology annotation, molecular function: protein phosphatase inhibitor activity. Gene Ontology annotation, cellular component: cytoplasm. The coding region runs from base 223 to 561 and encodes 112 amino acids. The record is from RefSeq and is a predicted model, not a curated record.
CGCUCUCUGUUGCCGCGGGAUUGAGCAGCGGGUUGGCUGAGUUGCUGGGGAGAGUGAGAGCGGAGGAAGUCUGAUCCCGCCGGCUCGCCGUCGUAAGCGUGGCGGCCAUCUUGUGCGGGAGGCGAUCGGUGCGCGGUCCGGUGGUGGUAGCGAAGGACGGAGGCGGCUGUGCUUUCCCACUUCCUGCCGUCGCCUUCUCUAGCAGCUGCUGCUGGGGGUGCUAUGUCCGCCGAGAGCCCGGAGCCCGCCUCGGCAGAGGAGCAGAAGGAAAUGGAAGAUAAGGUGAUCAGUCCAGAAAAAGUUGAAGAAGCAAAAUUGAAAGCAAGAUAUCCUCAUCUAGGCCAAAAGCCUGGGGGUUCAGAUUUCUUGAGGAAGAGGCUUCAGAAAGGACAAAAAUACUUUGAUUCUGGGGAUUACAACAUGGCUAAAGCAAAAAUGAAGAACAAGCAACUCCCUACCGCAGCUCCCGACAAGACAGAAGUGACUGGUGAUCACAUUCCCACUCCACAGGACCUUCCUCAGCGGAAACCAUCUCUUGUUGCUAGCAAGCUGGCUGGCUGACUAGAAUGGCUGAACUGCAUGAAUCUUCUCAUUCCCAUUUUCUCCUGAAUAGUUAUUCCUCACUUUUUUUUUUUCUUCCCCCUCCCCCUUACACUAAGUCAUUGAGACUGACAGCUUUGCAGGUAGUGGUAGCGUGUGCUGCUAUUGUAAGGGAGUACUGUUGAGAGUAAAAUGUGUAGUACUUGGACUAGUUGAGAACAAUGCACUGAUAAAAAGGACAGGUUUGGUUAGAGCAAUGUAAAGUAAUUUACUUGAAAAUGUACAUAUUGCCUAUUUCCUAGUGUAGGACUGGUUUCAGCAAGUGACAUAGCAAGUUUUACAAUUUUUAAUGUUUCUGCUUUCCUUAUUUCACCUUAAUUGCAACAUAGUAUGUUUGUAUUUAAAAUAACUACCUGUUGUGUUGCUUUUUCUUCUGUGUUUGAUUUCUGUUUUGUUCUCUAAAAUAGAGGUUUAGACCACAAGUUGCUAGAAGGUAAAGCAUGUCUAAAAACAAUACCGGGGCUCUGAAUGAAUAUGUGUAUCUGCUCUUGAACUUGAAUGGCCUUAAACCUGUUUCAGCUUUAACAAUAGACUUUUACUUGGGCAAUAUUUGCCCAUUCUCAUGUAACUCUUGUGAACCUAGUGCUUAUUUACAACUGCCUGUUGAAGCUGGUAUUCUUUUCAGUUCUGUAGUGUAGAACACACUUUUGUUGAAGAUGUGAAUGAAGUGUGCAUGUGCAUAGACUGUUGAAUUCACUCUUGUGCCAUUUUUGUAAAUACAAUAGUUUUGCACAACCUUUUGCAAUUGUCUAUUAAUUUUACAUUUUAAAAAGCAGAAUGUGCCAGUUAGAAGCACAAGUGAUUCUGUACCUUUGAAAGUCACAGCCUGAAAUUCUUUGCUCAGAAUCUUGCUGCUGAACGUAACAAACUUGUAUACCCAGGAUUCAUGAAACACUUAAUAUAGACACUUGAUUGAGUUGGUCUUAACCUUAUGCUUUUGCAGCUGUAUUUUUUGUGUGUGUAACAACCUCCAAUGUUCAUAUAUGGUAAUCUGAAUUAUGUACCUAUGGGCAUUCAAAGGCAGGUGUCCAUUCUGUUCAGUAUCUUUUAAAUCUAUAGCCUUUAAAGUUGAAAUGCUUUGUGGGAUAUUUGGAAUAUAGAGGAAAUAAAUGUAUGAAAACCUGUACUGUUCUUGAGGGGUUCCCCUGAUGACAGCAUUCAAAACUACUAGGGUUACUAAGAAAUUAGACCGGCAUUAAUGCAUUUGGAAUAUUUAACAUUUUUAAUUGAAAGGAUUUGAAAUCUUGUUUUGCUGAACUCUUAAGGUGAUGAUAUAAUAUAUAGACUUAUUGAUGGGACAUCUUAGUUCUUUGUGUUGCACAACAAACCCUAACUGGUUUUGAUCAACACCAAGAAUAGGAACUUGUAUUAUGCACUGUGAUCUAUUGAUUAAUACAAGAUGUGUCUAUUGAUAGAUAAUAUUGUAGUUUGUCAUUUCGGUAAAUAAGGAUAAAUUUCACUUUCUAUGUAGACAAUGCAGGUCAUGUGGGGACCUAAAUUGCUAGAUACAGCAGGUAAGACUUGGAAGCUACCAAAAUAUAAAUGUAAUUACAUGAUAUCGGGAAGCUAACUGAGCCUGGGCACAAUAUGAAUCAGAACUUGCUCUUUUAGCUGGAUCAGGUAUUAGUUAAUGUAGUGCUUGCUCUAUAAUGCUUCCUAAAAACCAAUUAACAACAAGGCUAUAAGUUCCUCUUUUGAAAGGAGGAGUUCAGAAUUGUUCCUUCCUUCCCCUCCCAAAAAAUCACCUCUCUAAGAAGACAAGAGUCUUGGAUAGCUUGCUUUUGUCAUUCACUUCUUAAAGGAAAACUGCAGCACAAUUCCUUUGUGUAAACCCAGCCCCAUCACAAGCAUUCAUAAAAGAAUAUUCUAAUUACAAUAUGCAUUUAAAAAAUCUUCUGUAUUGUAAUCAUCCAAAAAAAAAAAAAAGCUUGUGGGGGAAAUGACCACUGAAGAAAAAUUAGACUAAUCUUUCUUCUUUUCAAUGCCCCAUCCCAAAGACAGACUAAAAGGUCAGAAAACAAACAAGGAAAAACUUAGUUAAGCUUAACUCAGACCUAUUUGACCAUGCACUAUGAUCGUUUCCAUAGGCACCGAGCACCUGCAGCUCUCAUUGACUUCACCCAUUUUGAAAAUUCUGGUCUCUUCUCAUAAAAGAUGUAGCGGUAGAUAUGUUAAUUAUGCGUAAGGUAGGUUUAGAUGAUAUAAGGGUAUCGGUGCAGGUUUAAUUUGCAUAAUCUUGUCAGUUUAUUUGACCCUCCCCCAUUAUGGUCAAAGGAGGACACUCAUCCCAGAGAAUUUCCAAAUCACAAAGAAAUCUGUUCCUUCUUACGUGUCUUUUUUUAUAGGUCUUUUUGCUACUAAUUCAUUAAGGAUAUGCUAAUUACAGUCCACUUUUUCCUUAUCUUCCAUUAAGAUUAUAACAAAUUUGUGAAUAUUUUUCAUGGGAACAGACUAAAUAAACAGUAAAAUUGAUACCCUGUUUCCAUAAGUAAAAAGUUAAUCUGGGAAAGGAGAACGGUCUUAUCAAAUCAUAAGUGCAUACCACAAUAGCAAGGAAAUAUCUAAAUAUAUAGAUGUAAACCUCUUUUUAUAGAUGUCUGUCCUAAUGUGAAAAUCCUUCCUUAUUUUUGUAUGUAUGACUGAAAGCAAAUGAAAAAUUAGACCUACUGAUAGGAUUUAAGAUUUGGUCUGAAACAAGAUUCUAACAAUUGAAAGUGACUCAAUGUGCAUUGUCGGUGACGCAACACAGUAACUCACCGGGUGAGUUGUCUUGACGUUUAGGGAGGUAAAAAUGGCUUAAAUUUAACAUUCCAUUCAGUCAGCUAUAAUUCACUAUUUUGUACCAUUGAUUAGACACCAAAUGCUCCUUGUCCAUUCCGUGGCUUGCAGUUCUUAAAGUUGUAACAAAUGCCAUUAUAGAUGAUCCAUGAGAAAUAUAUAUUUGAAGUACUGUUUUACUAACCAGGGAAUGACUGAUUGUGAGCCUUAACCUCUUCUGAUAAACCUCAGCAGCAGGCACAGCUAGUUUGAUUAUAUACAUUAAUGAUGAAGCCCAAUAAUCGCUUCACAGUAGAUCAAACUUGACUGCUAAUCUACAUCUACCUUCAUCUUACUCUAGCAAGAUAACUAAGCUAUCCAAACUAGUGUACAUAAUGUAUAAUAUGAGUUUUGCCAUUUGGUAAAUAACCUUUUUCAGAGAUCUAUCUGCCCUGUAGCCUGGUAGUCCCUUUCCUAUCUUGCCUUUAAGGAUAGGCAGUGAUUAGCUAGUAGUACUCAUGUAGGUUUAUUAUACAUUAGCAAGUAGCACCAACAUCUUAUUCAAAAUAGUUGCAAGUGGAUUAAUUAACAGCUUAGAAGAUAUGUCCCCAAACCUAUAGCACUGAAGGCUUCCCUCAUUGUUCAUGGUACUGUAGGACCGUGUUUGUGCAAAGGCCCCAGGAGUGCUGUUUUGUUGGACAUAUUCUUUAUACCCACUCAAGAAGUUAAGGUGACAAAAUGUCAAUUGCUUCUUACAAACAUACACGUUGUAUAGUAUACAUAAUAAAUUGAUCUUAUUAGUUUUUAUUGUGAUGUGCAAAUUUGUCUUGUCUUUACCAUUGUCUCCUAAACCAUUUUACAUAUCUUAAUCUUUAUGAAAAAUUUCUAGAACCCAAAUCUUGCUCUUCUGUAUCACUAAAAGUAUGACUGGGCCUCAGUUUCUAGUAUGUUGGACUACAGAACUACCUUAAUGUGACCAUGUUUAUAUAUCAGCGCUUAUUUGUCUAACAUAGGCAAUUAAAACUUACUGUUUGAAAAUUUUAA